This is a messenger RNA of Limulus polyphemus (Atlantic horseshoe crab), 3705 nucleotides long. RefSeq names its product serine/arginine repetitive matrix protein 1-like. The record is from RefSeq and is a predicted model, not a curated record. NCBI's taxonomy places the organism in Eukaryota, Metazoa, Arthropoda, Merostomata, Xiphosura, Limulidae. The transcript has a single exon. The coding region runs from base 270 to 2624 and encodes 784 amino acids.
AAAGCCACACUUGGCUGGCUAUAUGGUGUGUCCACCGCGGUGUCUCGAACCCUAGAUUGUAGCCUUCGUAAACUUAUCGCUGACCUACCGGGGGAUGAUAAUUCAUAACUUACCUACCAGCAACUGCUGCACUCUAUAAAAAGUUGAGUUUUAGUCAAAAGUAGAAACUACCUUUAAAUAUCAAUUGAUAGCGUAUAUUGAUAAGUAUAGUAGGAAGAAAAGCUUGAGUUGUUCCAUUUUAUUUGCAGGAAUUCCACCAAAAGGCGUUGAUGGCUCCAGAUAAUUCUUUGUUUAUAGCUGGGGAAGACCAAGAUCAGCCUUAUCCAGGAAAGGUCGUUCACUACUCCUGUCGCUCCCAAAAAGUCACAGACAAAGAAGAAGUGAAGGAAGUGUCAGAACUGAAGGAUGGAGAAGUUGUCACUGAGACCACGAAGACACACCAUCACGAAGAACAAGAGGAUGACGAAGUACCAGAGGACGAAGUUGAUGAAACGGCUCUUCCAGAAGUAUCUAAAGAGACAACCAGGAACAUCGAGUACUAUAGAGAUGACGACGAGUUUGAUAGUCUUAGCGAAAAGAUGCGCCGAGAACGAGAAAAUAAUUUUAUUCGAGAUCAUUCUCCAAGUAGGAGAGACCCGGUAACGAAGAAAACGUUGAAUCUAGAUGAAGAAGAAGUGAUAAGAAACAGCGAGACAAACCGAUGGCUGGAAAAUCAUUUUGGAUCUGAGAGCGGAAGUGACGUAGAGGAAACUACGAAAACAACGAAAGCUGGUGGAAAUGUAAUCAAAAUUCAAAUGACUGGAUCGCCCCGACCGACUUCGCGAGAUAAGCUUCACAUCGAACAAAAAGAUACGUGUACUUUAGAAGCCAGCAAAUCUAGAAGACGUUUUCAAGAUCACGAUGCUGCUUCACAUUCCAGAAUUUUCCAAGAUAAUCGACUUUCCACCAACAGCAUAUCCGAAGUAAAAGAUUGGCACUCCGAACAGAAGAGAGUUUCUUCACCACUACCAAGAUCGACAUCUCCACCAAGCCGACGAGAAAGUACCAGAUCACCACCUAUUUCGGGGAUUUCUGCUAAACAGACCGAUUCAGUAUAUCGUCGUUCAGUUCCUUCGCCUUCAAAGUCACCUUCAAAAACGUACUAUUUAGGUGAUGACAAUACUUACAAAAGAAAACACACCAAACUUGAACCGACAUCUUUGAAGAGACAAUCUGAUGGCUGGAAAUCAACACCUUCCAUCAGGGAUGAUUAUUAUCGCAGCCUCAACGAUGAAGAAAAACAAAAAACCCACAAACAGAAAACUGUCCGGCAUGAAGAGAGAUCUCCAGAAAGAUUUGUUCACCGUUCUCAUUCCCAGAAGGACACUCCUCGGAGUUUUACGAUAUAUGAUGGUUCCAAGACUUCAAAAGAAACUUAUUUUAUUGGCGAGAAUACACCAGUUUCUCAGACUCUUCCUAGAGACACUAGAUUCAAAGGCGAAGAGAAAACAUCUCGUCAGAACUACAAUACCACUGAAGUACAGAGGAAACACAAAAACCAGAAAAAAAGUGACCUGAGUGUUCAAGUUGAUUUGUCUGAUGAGGAAAGCAAAUCAUCAACGUUCCCAAGAAAACAUUCAACAUCCCCAUUUCGUGCAUCUAAUGGUUCCAGAAGACGAUCUCCAUCUCCAGUUCGUGCAUCUAAUGGUUCCAGAAGACGAUCUCCAUCUCCUGUUCGUGUACCUAAUGGUUCCAGAAGACGAUCUCCAUCUCCAGUUCGUGCAUCUAAUGGUUCCAGAAGAAUAUCACCAUCUCCAGAUCAUAUUUCUAAUGAUCGGACUUCAAAAAGUUUGCCGAGAUUCUCUGGUAAAAAAUCAACUUCCAAGGAAAAGGAACCAAAAAUUCACACUAGUCUCAACCUUUCUACAUUAAAAACACCAGCCCAGACAUUUUAUUUCGGAGAUGAAAAAGAUGCAAAUUACAAAACUACCAAGAAGAAAGUGCCAGAAGGAAACCAAGAUGCCAAACUUUAUGGUAUUGAACAUAGGUAUUCAAACAGACAAACUUUUAACCCCAACGACCACAGUUUUGUAAGUGAUUACAGCUCAAGCCCUAGUUAUCGUGAAGGGUUCUUCACCAUAGAAAGAGACUCAGGGGUGACAAAAAGACAUUCCAAUUUCCAUAGCAGUAUGGGGGAUUUAAGAGAGUCCUCGAUUCACGACUUUGGUCGCAACGCAGAUGAAACAUUCUGGAAUUCUAGGUCGCACAAAAAGAAAACUAAAGGAGGUCAUUCUUCGGGAAUCAAUAGGGUAGAAGAAGGUUCUUUCCGAGACCACAGCGAUAGUUAUGAAAGUAAUAGUUUUUUAAACGACAAAAAGAGCUACUACAAAAAUACCCACAAUAGUAACAUCGACAUUUCUAUCACACCUAACAAAAAACAGUCCGGAUCCGAAGUGAAACGUCAUCAGUUUAUGCAAAAUCUCUUGGGUUCAAGUGAGAGAGAUCUUACGUUUUCGACAGAUGAAUCUGAUGUUUACAAGAACCAUACCAAUAGAAGACAGAGGACAAGUAGAGAUAUGCCUCCACCUUUACCAAAACAUUUAGAUUCUUCUACGCCCCCUCAAGCCCAAUACCCCAUAUGGUAAAAAUGAACCAAUCAGGAAAUUAUGAAACAUCUUCAACCUCAUCACUUCCAGAUUCUCCUUCGGGAACUUAUUUCCAUACUACUUCUCAUCAGGCUGGUGGUGGUGGUCUGUUUGUAACCCCGAAGUUCACACCAGAUAGUAAAUCGAGUGGGUAUUCCUCAAGGGUCAGCAGACAAUCUCCAGUAUCUGGCUCUUCCAUCCCGUUAUCAUCCUUCUCUCCUUUGUCCAGUCAUUUGGAGAUCAAGAACGCGUCCAGUCACAAAACCCACGACCAGGCCCAUUGGUCAAAAAGACACAGUUCUACCACUGGUGGCGUCUCAGUGUGGGAGAACAGAUAGAGUAGGUGUCACAGUUCUACCACUGGUGGCGUCUCAGUGUGGGAGAACAGAUACAGUAGGUGUCGAUGGUUAUCUGCACAAAUAACUUUGAAUUUCCAGAAGUCCGACAAGCAGUCUUGUGAAUAUGUUUCUCUUGCAAACAUUUUUUUUGAUCUUUUGAUUUCAAAUUCUUGACGCGAACUGGCUAAAGCAAUGUCCUAACUCCCCCCCCCUAAAAAAAUAAUUGAAAUAACAACACUAAUAAAGAGGCGGGUUAACUCACCAAAAAUUAAAUUAAGUACCGAUACGUAGGAGUAAUCUGGACAUUGUGAAUAUAAUAAUGAUUUUAAUAGAGGGAGAUUAAGCUAUUUCUUAGACCAGACUUUAUCCGCGGCUAACCCUAAAAAACAAAUAUCCAUUGUCAUCAACAAGUAUCCUCUCCAAUCUUAAUCCAUCUUUAAGAACAUGACUAAGAAACUGAGAGAAUUGAAAAGGAGGAUAAAUUUACAUGAAAAAUAGAUGACAGUUUGUUCAUACAUAAUAAUAAUAACAAUAUUUUAAUUUGAGUAACAGUACCGAAAUGGAACUUGCAAACCCUCUCUUUAGAUUAAGUUAAUUUUAUCUCCGUGGUUAACAGAGUCGUGGCUCAAUUUCUAUCUUCAUCAACAUGUUAAGUCAAUCUUUCGGUAAUCGUUGAUUAGUGUUCGUGAAAAAUGGGGGAAAAGGAGAGCCUAUUAACACUGUUUUGUUUUGAAGUCGUUUUA